Messenger RNA from Symbiodinium natans, 1239 nucleotides. The record is from the annotation of a GenBank genome assembly. Lineage: Eukaryota; Dinophyceae; Suessiales; Symbiodiniaceae.
AUGGACAUGUCGUAUUUGCUGUCGCUAGGCAUUCUGGGUCACAGAUCUUUGCUUUGGUAUGCUGGGCAAGGAACUCGGGCCGCGGCGAUACACCCGAUACACCCGCACAUGGAGCAAGGAGACAAUCGGAAGACUUCUGCAGAUAGCGUCGUCCCUAUCCAGCAGAGCCAGCUGAAGGAAUGGGAAGACUUGCAGAUGAAUUUACGCUCCCAAUUGCAGGAACAUGAUGAUGUUGGCUGGGCCAUUGAUGGUCUGAGCAAGAUCGGUGGUCUUGAUAUCGGCUUCGAGGAUGGAACCAAUCGGGCAACCGCUGUCUUAGUCGUUUGUGAGUUUCAGGGCCGUCAGCUCAAGCUAGUCUACGAAGAUUCCGUGGAUGUGGACAUGGCUUUGCCCUACACCUCUGGCUUUCUGUUUGUCCGGGAAAUUCCAGCAUACGAAAUGCUGCUGCAGCGCUUGCGUGGCAGUGCGCCUCACUUGGAACCUGACGCUUAUUUGGUUGACGGAUCUGGCCUCUUUCAUCCUCGGCAGUGCGGUUCAGCUUCUCACCUUGGCAUCGUCCACAACUUGCGCACAAUUGGAGUUGCAAAGAAGCUUCUUUGCUUCGAGGACUUUGACAGCGAGCAGGGGCAGAGAGUGGAAGAGCAGGUCUUGCCAAACUUGGGAGACAGCGUCCCGCUGGUAGGUAGAAGCGGUUUCACCUAUGGGUUCGCUGUCCGUACAUCAGCUGCCAGAGCGAAGGGGCCUCAAGACAGCAUGCGCCGCUUGUACGUCUCUGUCGGCCAUCGGUUUUCGCACACAACUGCUAGGAAUGUGGUGUUGAAAUGCUGCAACAUGGACGGUGGCUCAUACAUUCCGGAGCCCAUCCGAUUGGCAGACUUGACUGGAAGGGCCAUUGAAAGAGCUUGGAAGCAAAUCCAUACAACGUCACGGCCCAAAACAAGACAGGUGAUCAUGGAUGUAUCAAACCUUUUAGACGACAAGCAGCGAAAAACCCUUCUGGGCAUUCUGGACGAGGUCGGUGCUGAGUCCUGCGCCUUGCUGUCUAGCAUCUCGCCCGAGAGCAUCAAAAGGAAGCAGGCAACGAAAGACGAGCUGUUUUUGCCCUUCCAAGAAAUGCACCCAGAUGUUACGGUGCUGGAGCUACGAGCAGCGCUUCGCAUGGAGAAGCCUUGGGCUGUGGAUCUUCGUAAAGCUUCGCUUUGCCACCAGCAAGCCGGAAGAGCAAUGCGGGGGCUUUGA